GUAGAGAUAUUUUUGAUGAGUCGACUUCUGUCAUUCCCACAUCCGCCGCGUUGAAUAAAACGAAUAACUUUUUGGCAACAUUUUGUGUCACUUAUUAAAACACCGGGAUUAUAAUUUGGUUCAUACGGUACGAUACACCUAAAUUAUGUUAUUUUGUUAACUAAUCAUCCAAUUAAAAAGAAACUGCGGGCAAAGCAAUAUAAAAAAUGGCAGUGAACGUAUAUUCAACUAAUGUUACCUCUGAAAAUUUAUCACGGCAUGAUAUGUUGGCGUGGGUCAACGACUGCUUACAAUCAAAUUUUGCUAAAAUUGAAGAGCUAUGCACGGGCGCUGCCUAUUGUCAGUUCAUGGACAUGCUGUUCCCCGGUAGUGUACCCAUCAAAAGGAUCAAAUUUAAGACAAACUUGGAACAUGAAUAUAUACAGAACUUUAAAAUAUUACAGGCUGCGUUCAAAAAAAUGGGUGUUGACAAGAUAGUACCCAUUGACAAACUGGUAAAGGGUAGAUUUCAAGACAACUUUGAAUUCUUGCAAUGGUUCAAGAAAUUUUUCGAUGCCAAUUACGGCGGCAUGGAGUAUGACGCGGUGGCGCAGCGCGAGGGCCUUCCCAUGGGCCAUGGGGGCUCUGCGGCGCCUCGCGCCUCUGCUGUCAAGAAACCAGCGGCGCCCGUCGCGAAAGUCGCCGCUAGACCCCAAACCAGUAUUGGCAAGACCAAUAGCACAGUGCGGUCGCCCCCUGUCAAUCUGGCAAGAAUACAAAAUUCAAAAGGAGAUUCUAAAGCCAUUGAUGAUUUGAACAUCCAGCUCAAUGAAUUGAAAGCAACGGUUGAGGGACUGGAAAAGGAACGAGAUUUCUACUUUGGUAAGCUUCGAGACAUAGAGGUUAUCUGUCAAGAGAUGGAAGAACAACAAACUGCUCCCAUUAUAACGAAAAUUUUGGAUAUUUUAUAUGCAACUGAGGACGGUUUUGCGCCUCCCGAGGAACUCGACGGUGACAAUCCUCAUCCACCAGAGGAGGAUGAAUACUGAACACUUCAUAACCAUAGUGCUCUUUGUAUAUUAAACUCGAAAUUAUAUCGCUUUAUAAUAAACAGUAUCAAGUGCUUAGUAUUUCACAGCCAAUGAGUCGUAAGGGAUAUAUUGUAUAGGCUAAAAAAAUAUGGAGACAGUGGCCCGAAAAUUGAAACACUCAUACUGAAGUUCCUAUAAAUGGUAUCUCUACCACACAUAUAUUUAUAUCGUAAAUUCAUAUAUAUUAAAAUUUAUAAUACUUUUAUUUUCAGUUUUCCAACAUACUUGAAACUUUAUUUUACUAUAUUGAUAAAAUGUAUAUUUUAUAAGUAUCACUGUCAUUUGAAAUUCUUUUUUUUUAUGUAAAUAUAAAAAAAAUGAUUAUUUAAAUUAAAAUAAUUCCUUUUAUAUGAAAUAAUUUUCUGUAAAAUAUUGCACCUUAACAAAAGGCUGUGUCAUACCUAAGUACAUUCCUUUAUUUGGGAGCAUUAUCUUUCGACUGAUUUCUUUCUAUAUUCUUAUGUUUAUGUGAAAAGUAUCUAGGUUCUGACGCAAUUAAUAUUUUUAAUGUGGAGGUAAUUAUUGAAUUGGUGCAUGAACAAUGUGACAUACUAGAGUUUUCACAAUGUCCUUUAUUAUAUGAUUUUUGGGCCACUGGUCCUGAUAUAAACGUGCAUUUAAUAGGUUGUUAAUUAUGGAAGAGAUUUAAUGUUACUUGUUUCUGUUAUGACGUCUAAAUUGACUGAAAACAUAUUUGGUACUAAAUUUAAUGUUCAUACAAGUGAUUGUAAAUUAGAUCUGAACGAAAUGUAUUACAAUGAUGUUUCCACCAUCGUGGAAUACUUUCGUUAUGAAUUGGCUGACAUUAGAAAGUAAUAUUAGUGGCAUUAUUCGAGUUACCUAUCUUUUGGUAACUGAAUAUAGGACUAGUACUAAUCUAUCUAACAUUAGAAAUAUUUUAAUAUGCAGAUAAUUGUUUGUUAAUUUAGCGAAGCAAUCAUGUUUGGAUUUUCAAACGACUUGUUGGCAAUAAGAGAUGUUAUUCGCUGGUUGACUUAAUAGAUAAAUAAUUUAUUUACUUGUGGCAUAGACAAAUUGCCUUAACUGCAGAUAUAAAACAUUGCCUCCAGUUUUAAGAUUGUCGAUCUUAUCAAUAAAGUAACUUCAUUAAAAAC
Molecule: messenger RNA, 2185 nt
Organism: Papilio xuthus (Asian swallowtail)
Lineage: Eukaryota; Metazoa; Arthropoda; Insecta; Lepidoptera; Papilionidae
Gene: Eb1
Product: microtubule-associated protein RP/EB family member 1
Exons: 6
Coding region: 207-1028 (273 amino acids)
Molecular function (GO): microtubule binding
Source: RefSeq, a predicted model, not a curated record